Messenger RNA from Penicillium canescens, 1344 nucleotides. RefSeq names its product LLM class flavin-dependent oxidoreductase. The transcript has a single exon. Gene Ontology annotation, molecular function: monooxygenase activity; oxidoreductase activity, acting on paired donors, with incorporation or reduction of molecular oxygen. The record is from RefSeq and is a predicted model, not a curated record. Bases 1 to 1344 code for a protein of 447 amino acids. NCBI's taxonomy places the organism in Eukaryota, Fungi, Ascomycota, Eurotiomycetes, Eurotiales, Aspergillaceae.
AUGACAGACCCCAAACCAACCCGCCAACUACACCUAACAGCAUUCAUGCGCCCAGUCUCCCUCCACACAGGAGCCUGGCGCUACCCAAACUCCUACCCAGACGCAAACUUCAACCUCAAACACAUAAUCCACUUCGCGCAAAAGCUCGAAGCCGCCAAAUUCGACGCCUUCUUCAUGGCAGACCACUUAGCCGUCCUAAACAUGCCCGUCGAGGCCCUCAAACGCAGCCACACAGUGACAUCCUUCGAGCCCUUCACCUUGCUCUCAGCCCUCUCGGCCGUAACCGAGAAAAUCGGCCUGGCCGCAACAGCCAGCACGACCUACGAUGCGCCGUACCAUGUUGCACGGCGCUUCGCCAGUUUGGACCACCUGAGUAAUGGGCGGGCAGCGUGGAAUAUUGUCACGACCGGGAAUCCGGAAUCGAGCCAUAACUUUGGUUUUGAUGAGCACAUGACACAUAGUGAUCGGUACAAGCGUGCGCGCGAGUUCUACGAUGUGGUUACGGGGCUUUGGGAUAGUUUUGCGGACGACGCGUUUACGCGGGAUGUUGGGAGUGGGGAGUAUUUUGAUCCGGCGAAGAUGCAUGUUUUGAAUCAUGUUGGGGAGGAGUUGAAGGUGCGUGGGCCGUUGAAUAUUGCACGGCCGCCGCAGGGUUGGCCGGUUAUUGUGCAGGCUGGGCAGAGUGAGCCUGGGAGGCAGCUUGCUGCUGAGACAGCUGAGGUUGUUUUCUGUAGUCCCAAGGAUAUUGAGGGGGCUAAGGUGCUUUAUGCUGAUAUUAAGGAGCGGGUGGUGAAGGCUGGGCGGGAAAGGGAUCAUUUGAAGAUAUUGCCUGCUGCGCUGAUUAUUGUUGGGGAUAGCAAGCAGGAUGCGCAGGAGAAGAGGCUUCAGUUGGAUAGCUUGGUACAUUAUGAUAGUGCACUUGCGUCUUUGUCGGUUUCUCUUGGGGUUGAUGUGAGUGCUUUUGAUCCCGAUGGUCCUUUGCCGCCGGACCUGCCUGAGACGAAUGCGAGCAAGACGAGCAGGGAGGGUGUUGAGCUGCUGGCUAAGAAGGAGGGCUUGACCAUUCGCCAACUUGCGCAGCGGUAUGGCGGGUAUUCAGGGUUGGCUUUCCUCGGCUCGCCGAGUGAUAUUGCUGAUGAGAUGGAGACCUGGUUGCGGGAAGAAGCCUCAGAUGGCUUCACUUGCACAUUCCCUUUCUUGCCUCAGGGUCUGGAAGAGGUGACGGAUAGGCUGAUUCCAGAGCUGCAACGGAGAGGUCUGUUCCGCAAGGAUUAUACGGGGUCGACGCUGCGUGAACACUUUGGUUUGCUCAGACCGGAGAAUCGCUUCUUUAGCGAAGCAUAA